This is a messenger RNA of Poecilia latipinna (sailfin molly), 3888 nucleotides long. Its product is annotated as gastrula zinc finger protein XlCGF57.1-like. The transcript has 3 exons. Gene Ontology annotation, biological process: regulation of transcription by RNA polymerase II. Bases 1511 to 3088 code for a protein of 525 amino acids. Lineage: Eukaryota; Metazoa; Chordata; Actinopteri; Cyprinodontiformes; Poeciliidae. The record is from RefSeq and is a predicted model, not a curated record. Gene Ontology annotation, molecular function: DNA-binding transcription factor activity, RNA polymerase II-specific; RNA polymerase II cis-regulatory region sequence-specific DNA binding.
UCAUGCCUGUGUUUUUUUUUUUUUAUGUAUGAGAACUGUUGACAAUAUUCAACCAAUGAAUGAUGUUUAGUGCCUAACCAACCUGAACUUUAAUCCUGGUUUCAAAUGUACCACCUCUCUAUCAGUGCUCUUUUCAGAAAGUAACAACUAUGCUUUGUAGCUGUCUGUCAACAUAAAUUAUGCACAUAACUACAAGACAAUGGGCAUAUUUUUGUUAAUAGUGUCUCUUUAAACUAAAAUGAUCUGAAUCAGACACUUCUGCAUAGUAAAGUGUGGACGCUAGAUGUUACCUCUUUAUUACUUCCUGCUGGCAGUUAUUCACUUUUUAACUCAUCCCUCUUAAAUAUUAGCUUUCAUGUUACCUUGUCUAAAAACCUGUUGUCCUAAAGAGUUUAUAUAAAGUCAUGUUGCUAAAUAUGUUAAAGUGUGUAUAAUAAACAUAUUAAAAGCUGUUUGGACUGAAUUCUGUUUAUAAUUUGAUAUGAAAUUGACCUGUUUGUUCAGUAAAAUGCCUUUAGAUGACUGUUUUAGAUCACUAUAAAAUAUUUUGAAUUUUCAUUGAAUUAAGUGAGAACACCACCAUGGGAGUGUGUGCUGCGGAGGAUUACAAACAUCAAUGCUGAUGAACAACCAUACUGUAAAAGGACCACCUGUUAAAAUGGUUGCAUAGGAAAGUGAACAAGAAGAGGAUUUCUAUCUGUGGCACCUCGUGGCUCUAUAAUUGCCAUUUUGAGAAGGAAAAUAAAUGACGUUAAAUAAAACUUAAGACUGCAUAAAUUGAUGUGUGCAUAAAGCAAAUUAUAGGGAGAGGAUUUUUGUUAAAACUCGGCUCCGUCGGGGAAAGCAUUAAAAUAUAAGUUUCAAUUAAAAUCUAAUAAUCUAGACUUUUGAAAUGUAUUUUAUACUUAAAUUUUACCUGGGUCAAAAAUAUGCGUCCUCUCUGGUUUGUAUCCAAUAUGCCCCCGUUACUUACAGGUGAUUCUUGUACGUAAUAAUAACCGUAAGUACAGUAAACCCGGGAGAGCGGUCACGUCUUUCCGGAAGUCAGCUGGGUUCCUGUCCUUAUCGCUGAUUGGUCAGUGAGGAGGAAGGAACCGGAUGUAACAAUGUUAGCUUGACUGGCAAAAUCCCGACAGGAAAACGUGUUGAAAUGUGUGUAAAACAAGUGCUUACGUGACACCCUUGGUACAUGGUUGUUUCUAAACGAUUUUAUCAUGUCUAGUUUGAGGUACAGAAUUAAAUUAGCAAUUAGCCAGGUGAAUGGACUUUCAGCUAAAGCAGCGAACCGCAGAGAUUAAAUAAGCGACGUCCAUCCUUCGACUUUGUCAGACUGUGGACACCUCGUUGUGCAGCUGAGGACCGAGAGCUUGGGGCUCAUUACAGAGUGGACCCAGAACUACUGAUCAAGGAAACAGAAAAACAAAAGAUACAGGUUAUAUGACUGUAACCAUAACCUAUUCGAACAUGCAAGGCUUCUAACAAGAAUGUUUGAAAGAAGAAUGGGAUAAGGAUGUCUGAAAUGAUGAAGCUGGAAGCAGAGGAACCUGGAGGGCUCAGCUUGGAUCCCCACAUAGCAUCCACAUCAGAACUGGAGGAGGAAUCACAAGACAGCAAAGAUCUCAUCCAUCAGAUGUUGGUGAUUAAAGAGGUUCCUCUUGACUGGAACGCCAGUUUGAAGCAGCAGGAUCCAGAGUCGCCUUCUGUGAAGGAUGAAGAGGAGGAACUGUGGAUCGGACAGGAGGAAGAGCUGCUUACAGUAAAGGUCGAAGAUGAAGAAGAAACUCCGUUAUCAGAACUUCACCAAAUAAAACCUGAAGAUAGCAGACAGACUGAAGCUCCUGCCAGCAGCUCAGCUGAACAGAUGGGACAGACACAGCAUGAUGAAGAGGACUUCAGAGGACGGGAAACAAACAGAGAUCCAGUUGCUCUUUGUUGCUCUUCCCAACAAAGUAAGGUGACACCUCAGCUUUGUUCAAAGCUUACCGCUCAGAUUGUGGAAAACCCAUUUAGUUGCAGUCUUUGUGGCAAAGGUUUUAAACGCAAGACAUCAGCUAAAUUACACAUAAUGACUCACAUUGGAAUAAGAGAACAUAGCUUUGAUCUUUGUGAUAAAGAAUUUAAAGAAAAGGUUUCUCUUCAGACUCAUAUGAGUGUCCACAGUGAAGACAGACCUUUUGCCUGCGACGUUUGUUGUAAAAGGUUUCAUACAAAGAAACAUCUUAAAGCCCAUAUGAAGCUGCAUACAGAAGAAAAACAUUUUACCUGUGAUGUUUGCAACAAUAGAUUUAAGGUGAAGGAGAGUCUUAAAAAACACAUGAGGAGCCACACCUCAGAGAAACCAUUUGUUUGCAGUAUUUGUAGUAAAAGGUUUUCUCAACAGGACCAUCUAAAGAGACACAUGGGUGUUCACACAGGAGAAAAACCAUUUAUCUGUAGUGUUUGCAGUAAAGGAUUUACACAACAAGUCAAUCUGAAAAGUCACAUGUGUGUUCAUGCAACAGAGAAACCGUUUAUUUGUACAGUUUGUAGUAAAGGGUUCUCACAAAAAGAGAGUCUAAAGAGCCACAUGCAUGUUCAUACAGGACAGAGACCGUUUAUUUGUAGUGCUUGUGGCAAAGGAUUUUUACGGCAAAGAAAUCUAAAGAGUCACAUGAAUGUUCACACUGGAGAGAAACCGUUUGUUUGUGGUGUUUGUAAUAAGGAAUUUGCUGUUCAAAAGAAUGUAGAAAGACACAUGCGUGUUCACACAGGUGAGAAACCAUUUGUUUGCAAUGUUUGCAGUAAAGAAUUUUCACUACAAGGGAAUCUAAAGAGACACAUGCAAGUUCACACAGGAGAGAGGCCAUUUAUUUGUUGUGUUUGCAGUAAAGGAUUUCCACAAAAAGACACUUUAAAGAGCCACAUGCGCGUUCACACGGGAGAGAAACCGUUUAUUUGUGGCGUUUGUGGUAAAGGAUUUUCAUUACGAAAGAACUUACUGAGACACAUGUCUGUUCACACGGGUGAAAAACCAUUUGUUUGUAAUGUUUGUAAUGAAGGGUUUUCUCUGAAAAUUCAUCUGAAAAGUCACAUGCAUGUUCAUGCAUAACUGCCUAUUUUAAGAGUUCAAACACCAAAUACACCUUAAAAUGCAUUAAUGCACUCAUUGGAAACCAUUUUAGCAAUACCACAGAAGCUAACUUUGCCAGUGUUCCUUAUUUCUGCUUGCGAGUGUACAGGGAAACAAGGAAAACAAAUGCAGAACAACUGACUAAUUGUUUUGUUAGGUAGCUACUAUUCAAACCAUCAAAUGUAUUAAUAGUCUAUAUGAACCACUCAGUACAACUUUUCCAACUUUCCAUGUUUGGAAAAGCUGGAAGGUUUUGGUUGGUUAAUGGUGCUUUAGGUUCAAUCACUAAAGUGGUAUGGGUGGCAUUUCGGUAUAAAAAGUCAGUUAUUUGUUUACUUUUGUCACAUUCAUCAUUAUUUUCAUAAACAAGUAAUGUUGGCAAUGUUCAACCAAUGAGAACUGUUUAGAGCCUAAUCACCUCAAUGCCACCUCAAACGGUUAAUCCUAGUUUCAAACGGUCCAUCGCUCUGUCAGAGCUCUCUUCAGAAACUAACAGCUGUGGUUUGUAGCUUUAUAUCAACAUAUUGUAUUUACCCGACUACAGGACAGUGCACUUUUCUUCAGACACUUGUACAAAAUAAAAGGUGGAUACCAGAUUCUAACGUUACCCGUAUUACUUCUUGCUGGUAGUUAUUCACUUCAGCUGUAUUUUUCAUUCUAGUCUUGAUUAACAAUAGAAAAUGUUCAUGUAAUCUGGGAGAAACAUGUUGUGCUAAAAGCGGUGCUGUUGUAAAAUAUGUUCAAACUAAUCUAAUAAAAGUGCUUCAAAGCUGUUUGUA